CAGUCUGCAAAGGAUUCUAGACGUUAACGGUUCUUCUCUCAAAACCAAAAGCCUCGACAAAUUCGUCUCGUGCGUUCGAACAGUUUAAAUCGUAUCAAAGUCUUUUUGAAACAGUGCUAAAAGUGCAAAACAAACUCAAAAAAUAAGAAAAACUAUAAAAACAUUUGAAUAUAAACUGUUUGGAAAAAUUCUGGGAAAUUUUUUCGGCAGCUCUUUAAAUUACGCCAGCAGCGAACAACACACUCAAAUCUAGUAUAUAUAUAUAUAUAUUUAUAGACAUAAAUAUAUAUAUAUAUAUAUAAAUUGAGAAAAUAUAUAUAUAAGCCAUAACGUAAAAUGGAUUCUGCCGCAGCUGCCGCCGCCGCCAAGCGCGUGCAAAUCGAGAAGGCGCACAACUUUAUGCGCCAAUAUCGCGAUCCCGAAUCGCGCGAGCUAAAGAAACUAUCAGCCAAUCAGUUCAUGGAUGUGUGGGCACACUACGAUAAGGACGGCAACGGCUAUAUUGAGGGCACCGAGCUGGAUGGCUUUCUGCGUGAGUUUGUGUCCAGUGCCAAUGUGACAGACAUAAGUCCAGAGGCUGUCACCGACACAAUGCUGGAGGAGCUGAAGUCCUGCUUCAUGGAGGCCUACGAUGAUAAUCAGGAUGGCAAAAUCGAUAUCCGAGAGCUUGCCCAACUUUUGCCCAUGGAAGAAAAUUUCCUUUUGCUCUUCCGCUUCGAUAACCCCUUGGAAUCAAGCGUCGAAUUCAUGAAGAUCUGGCGUGAAUACGACACUGAUAAUUCUGGGUACAUUGAGGCGGAUGAACUAAAGAAUUUCUUACGUGACUUGCUCAAAGAGGCCAAAAAGAUCAAUGAUGUCUCCGAGGAUAAGCUCAUUGAAUACACAGACACCAUGCUUCAAGUGUUCGAUGCCAAUAAGGAUGGUCGUUUGCAGCUCUCGGAAAUGGCCAAACUACUUCCGGUUAAAGAGAACUUCCUUUGCCGUCAGGUAUUCAAGGAGGGCAUCGAUGGCGCCACCAAGCUAACCAAGGAGGAUAUUGAGAAAGUAUUUUCGCUAUACGAUCGCGACAACAGCGGCACCAUUGAGAAUGAGGAGCUGAAAGGUUUUCUCAAGGAUCUCCUCGAGCUGGUCAAGAAGGACGACUAUGAUGCCCAGGAUCUGGCUGCCUUUGAGGAGACAAUCAUGCGUGGCGUCGGCCGCGAUAAGCACGGCAAAGUUUCGCGCAAGGAGCUCACCAUGAUACUUUUAACCCUGGCCAAAAUCUCGCCCGAAGACGAGCAGUAAAUUGGGCCAACUAGCUAACGCAACACAUAUACAUAUAUUUUUGUUACCAAUUUGGGUAAACUAAUGCAAAUGGGGCGAGUAUUUUUGGCCGCAAGCCAAUGAACAAAUUUGAUUACUUUAUAAAACUGCCCGCAAACUAGGCGCAGCUCGAGGACAUAACCUCCCAAAUGCAAAUUAUAAAAUUAAAAUUAAAAUAAUAAAAAGGAAACGAACCUGAGAACAAAUUGAUGAAGCGCAAAUCUACAAAACAAAAGCAAAUAAUUAAACAAAUAUAAAAGCUAAUUCAAACUAAAUGUUUCAAAUUAAUUAAAUGUUUAUGCAUGUUAAGCUUUUGAAAGUCUAUUUCCUAAAAACAAGAGCUCCAAAAUACAAAGCAAACAAAAUUAUUAUGUAUGUGUAUUCGUAAAGCAAAACCUCUUAAGGAAAUUUUUAAAUAAAAACAAAUUAAAUAUUAAAUACCUUGAAAAAAAUUACUUUUGAAAAAGCAACUCGAAACCAGCCAGAAAAAUAUACAACAAAUAUUUAAUAAAUAAAAAAGUUCAGUACAUCGAUUUUAAAAAUAAUGAAAUAAUUUUCGGGUAGCCAAAGUACUCGUAAUAUUUAUAUUUUCUAUUUCCUAUAUAUUGCAUAUUUAUUUAUAUAUUAAACUAAAAUGAAAAUAAUUUAAUUUUGACUUAAUUACAACUUAGCUAAGAGUAAGGACACUCAACAAAUUAUUGCAAAAAACCAAUAAAACAAAAAAAAAAAAAAAAAAAAAAAAAGAAAUUAAAUGUGAAAUUUAAAUUAUUAUAAAUUAUUAUGUAGUGGGAAUUUUUUAGAUAAUUGUUGUUAAUAAUUGUGUGUACUUAUAAUAAUUAUAUAUACAUAUAUAUAAAUGUACUGUAUUAUGAAUAUACACACAUAUAUAUAUAUAUAUAUUUUGAUGCGUGCGAUUUUUCUGCUUAGUUUAUUUAUUUUGGAAAAUUUACCUUAAUUUUUGACAAGAAGAAGUCACACAAACAAAUACAAGCUAACGAUAAAUAUAUCUAUGUAUAUUCCACAAACAGUUUAGUGCAUAAGUUUUACCAAAAGUAUAGCCCAAGCCAGCAUCAAUCAAAGCACUCGACAAACAGCUGCCAAUUGGCACUCGAGCACGGUCCAGAGGCAGGUGAAAAAGAAUGAAAAAAGAAGGUGGGUAAACCAAAAUGAGAGAGAAAACUAAAAUCCACUUACAGUUGGAAAGCGACCUCUUCAACCAACCAACCUACCCACUCCCUCGCCUCCCCAGCGCCCGCCUUGAACACAUGUCAUACUUGUGCUCGUGCUCGUCCAAGGGCUGCACGGAUUAUGCAGAGGCGGGUCCUAAAAGGGAACUUAAGCGCAGACAAAUUGAGAACAAAUAUUAUUUAAAAAAGGAGAAUCUACAGAUUUUAAUGACGUUUGAUCUAAAUGUGCUUUAAAUAUAUAUAUAUACCUACAUUCUAAAACAGAAACUGAAAAUUUGGAAAAUUCGCUUUACAUUGAUUUAAACUCUUCUUAAGGUGCUAUCGCUAUUAUAAAUACUUGAAGCCAACUAUUGGUAUAAAACAAUUUAUUCAAUUAAGAAUUUUGAUUUGCCCCCCUAACAAAAAAUAGCCAAAGAAAAUCAACGUUUCUCAGUAAACAUUUAACUAAGCUUUUAAAACAAAACAAAAACGCAGAAAAUUUUCGUAUGUAAAUCUAUAAAAAGAAAACUCCAAAACAAUAACAGUAUAACAAAAAAAUAUAUAUAUGUAUGUUAUAGAGAACUGUGCGAUGCAACAAAAUGCCAAGUAAAGAAAAACAAAUAUCGUAUAAACUUAUAUAUUAUAUAUCUUACUUAUGCUAAUGUUUAAGAUGGAUUAUCAGAUGAUAUACAUACGACAACAGCUUCAGAGAGGACUUUCUCAAAACACGAUACCGAAAUACAUUAUUAACUAUAACUAUAAACUACAACUAACUAUAAAUAUAUACAUAUAUCUAAAUAUAUAUAUGUAUCUAUUUAUAUAGAUACUACAUACAAUACAUAUAUAUGUCAAGCAAAAAUUCUAUGAUAUGAAAAACGGUGUUUUAAUAAACUAUUGAUAGAUUACAAUCUCAAAAACACA
Molecule: messenger RNA, 3389 nt
Organism: Drosophila mojavensis
Lineage: Eukaryota; Metazoa; Arthropoda; Insecta; Diptera; Drosophilidae
Gene: Cbp53E
Product: calbindin-32
Exons: 12
Coding region: 337-1284 (315 amino acids)
Biological process (GO): regulation of presynaptic cytosolic calcium ion concentration; regulation of long-term synaptic potentiation
Cellular component (GO): synapse; dendrite; nucleus
Molecular function (GO): calcium ion binding
Source: RefSeq, a predicted model, not a curated record